This is a messenger RNA of Aspergillus sclerotioniger CBS 115572, 1025 nucleotides long. RefSeq lists its product as uncharacterized. Lineage: Eukaryota; Fungi; Ascomycota; Eurotiomycetes; Eurotiales; Aspergillaceae. Bases 156 to 1025 code for a protein of 289 amino acids. The record is from RefSeq and is a predicted model, not a curated record. The transcript has 4 exons.
GGCUGGCUUUCACUAUCAAAUGUCGCGUCAGAGGUCGGAUAGGCCCAACCCAUUUUCCCUCCCUGACGACAAGGCACGGAAAAAGCCGGGCUUUCCCGGAUUGAGGUUGGUUACCAGGAAAGCGCAACCCCCGGUACUUUUUCCACCGGGUGACCAUGUUCUGCUGCCCCUGUUUGGUAUACUUCAUGAGCGACACGCUCCUCUGUAGCGUUUGGGGAAAUGCUGCGGUCUAUUACGCGCCUAACAUGUCACCCAACCAGAAGAAGCACCUUCGGAUUGGCACCCAGAUUGGCUACGCUGGGCAGUACAUCUACGCCACAUAUCUAUGGGCCCAAAAGGGCGUCGUCCUCUGUUUCAUUGAGCGGCUUCUGGGCUUGCUGCCCUGGCCAUACAUUUGGAUUCGGGUCUCCUGGGCUAUCUUGAUCGUUACCUUCAUUGCGAUCGAGCUUGUCUACUUGACCGUAUGCAUACCAGCGUAUCUAUACUGGCAGAUUGAGCCUGCUCCAGAUUCCUGCGCCCGAGAGUUUUACCCUAUCGACAAUUUCCUAAUAAUGGACUGUAUCACUGAUGCUAUGCUCCUUGUGCUCCCUUUUUAUUGGCUCUUCAAAGUCCGACAGCCAUUGGGCCAACGCCUCUGGAUACUCGCCCCCUUCUCCAUUGGCAUCUUUCUGAUCGCAGUGACUUCGAUCCGUCUCUGGAACUACUCCGGUCUACUCGACCCGAGCUUUCAGGUCCUGCUGAACCCGAUCGAGGAGCUUUUCUCCGCCAUCGUCGCCAAUGUCCCAACGUUGUGGAGUCUCCGACGGGCCAGACAACCAGCUCCUCCUCCUAUCCCGAUGCAUCCACCCCCCAAGCGAGUUCCUCGAGCGCUGAACAGUAUACUUAUCACCGAGACGACGGAUGUGGAGCAUUAUGUUUUGGAGGAGCCGAUGCAGUCUACCAAUACGAUCGAGGAGAGUUUGGGGGACGAGAGCGAUGGACACUUGGUCCGAAGUAAUCAGAAGGAAGGUCAUUCGAUGGUGUAA